AUGAAAAAGAUGGUUUCUGUAGAAAAAUAGUGUGUUGAUCAGUAAUUUAAGUAUCACGAACAGAUUUUUUAAAUUGCUGAUAUGAUUUAAUUUUUAAAUUUGUUUUUGAGUCUAUGGAUGAUAUGCAAUGGUGUAAACAGGGCUUUAUCAUGGAAACGUGCAAACAGCAGCGCCUCUAGCGGCAACCGAUGGAACGACGACAGCUGUCAAGCGCCACAUUCAAGCGAGUUUCAUAACUGACAAACUUUGUUUCUUUCUCUCUCGCUUCGAGAACAGUUUUAUUCCGCAUAUUAUCAUGUUGCAUCAAUUAUCAGUUUUAUAACAUUUCGUAUUGUUUGCUACCAACUACCAACUGUCUCCACUUAUGCAGGAAAGUUCGUUCCCGAAAAGAAAACUUAUAGAAGCGAGUGUUUGCUGUCAGGAAGCAUACCGUUGCGUUCCAAACGGAAUAAAAGCGAACAUGGUAAAGGGAGAUAUGGAAAUAAGAAAAGCGUAAACAUCAAGCAAGUGUACCUGCAAACACGGCAAACCAAAACAGAGCGAAAAACACCACGCAUACUGCAAAGAAUGUACGUUUGUUUGUUGGAUUGCUUUAAGCAGUGUUUGAACUGAACCGUUGCAUACGCUUAUCGCGCUGCAGCGAUCGUGGUGAACUCGCGGUUAAAGACAGCUGCGUGGUGCAAUUCGGGAGAGCGUCAUGUCCGUUAGUGUGACCGUGCAUGAUGUUGAGCUGCCGAUGGUGCCGAGCCCGUUGGGAGAUCUGGAAAGUGUCCGUAAGAUUGCUAACGAAAAACUACGCAUCCGACGGCUGGUACAGGUCCGUCAACAGUCAAAACAGCUAGCAGCAAAAGUGCGACAAAAUUAUCAGCAUGCCAAGGAAAAAGAGUUGGCCAAAAUUGAACAAACGAAACGUGAAGAAGUGAAGGCCUGGAAACGGCAACACAUUCGCAACUUGCAGGAGGAAUACGCGCGGAAUGUGUGUGAAGUUGGUGAAGCACACCGGGCAGCCGAAGCCGCAGAAGAGUGUGCCGUGUGGUUUGAAGAAAAGCGUGCAACUCAACAGGCAGUCGCGUUACAGCGAGGGAAAACUGCGGAAGCAAACGUGGCCCGGGAACGGGACCGUAAAGAGGCACAGAAAGAAGCAAAGCUGCGGAAGAAACAAUACGUGCCAUCAAAAUCUAUAGCCGUUCAAACAGUAAUUCCUGCUGUCGAGUUACCGGUGGCCGUAAAUACACAAAAAGAUGCUUCUGCCAUUCCGCCCGACGGUGACACUUCUACGGAACCAACGCCAAGCCCGUAUGAACACUUUCGAUCUAGUAGGCAUCGAAAAAACUUCCACGCGCUGCCCGCAACUAUUCCGUCCGAGUCGGAAGAUGAACUUUCCUGUCCAGGUAGUAGCCCGGUCCAUAUCGACAAAGAGAAUGUUCCAGCGGUAGGACAUGAGUACAGUGCUACUGCCUUCACGUCACCAAGCGACUAUCGACCGACCGCUGUUUCAUCACUACCGAAACCACAACGACUACAACCCUUCACCCAGAUCACGGAAUUGAUCCAGCAAAGACGCCGCCAACGACAACACUCGUUGCACGAUGAGACUAGACAACAUUCCGGUGCAUACCGUGACACUUACGGCACACAGAAAACGGUUCAGUUUGAUAAUCUGAGUGACAAUACACUUUCCUUUCCCACAAGCUCAGUUCUCACCCAUGACGAUCAGCGUCCGUAUAUGAUGGGAACGAAUGAAUCGCCCCGAAAAGUGCCACCCCGAAAGAUAGUGGAAAAACCAAAAACUCAACCGCCAGUGCAGGGAAGCGAUCAACAACAGGAAGACGUGGUAGGAAAGCGGCGUAGGAAAGUGGUCCCACCAGAGUCAAGCUCGUCCACCGCGUCGUACGGAGGUGCGUGUAGUACGAAGGUGCAAUACUACGAUUGUAACACCAAAUAUCGAAAGGAGUACGAUCAACCGGUUGGGUUUGUGCAGCGCGAAGAACACCGAUCGGAUGAUCCUACCGGCAUGGAGGAAGCUAAUAGAUACGAGCUGCUGCAGCAAGAACUUGCCAAAGCACGAAGCAAACCAUUGGUGGACCGUACAAAACCGGCAUUAGAAAAGCAACAAACGAGAAAAGAUUAUGAAAAGCUGUCGAAGGAGUUGGACAAUCUAACGCGAGCGGAAAAUAAGCUGAAAAGUUUAGCUAUACCGGCAAAAUCCGUACCUUCGGAAGCAAUAAUUAAACAGCAGACAAUAUCACGUCAACGGAAGGCAGCCGAAGCGGUUGAAAAUUUGUUACGCCAACGAGCCGUUGUAACAUGUCCCAUUGUACAAAUGCAAACAUCGUCCGAUCUGCAUCAACCGACCGUGCGUCCAUCUGUGGUAAAUGUGGCACAAAUGAAAACUGCAAGUGGUACUAUUCAGCUGGAAAGGAAAGAUACUUCCACCGACAGUUGCGCCUCGAUCGUGCUGGACACGUUCGAACGUCCGGGCAUUCCGCUACCGUCUGAGGCAACCGGUGGAAUGGACAAAAUAGCGAAGCUGAAGGAACUGUUGGAACAAAUUAACGAGCAGCGCCGUUUGCUAACGGAAGAGCUGACCCGGGAGAAGGCGGAACAAUUGGCAAAAGCAUCCGAACGAAAGAUGGACGAUGGUACGGCUAAGCUGGAAAUAGAGCGACUUGAGCGUAUGAAACGACGCCAAGAGGAAUUGCUUGAACAGCAACAACUGUUACAGAAGCGAGAACAGGAGGUAGAAGAAUUAGGUCGCCAGUUGGAAGAGAAGAUGGCAAUGCUACAGAAAAAGCAACAAAAGCAUCACCAGGUAGAUGAGUCCGAUAAGAAGAGCAAAAGGGAUGCAAAGAAAACUCCUACGGUACAUGUAGCGACAAAGGCUCAAAAAGGGACAAUCGAUGUGGAUGUGGUUCAUCCUUCAUCUGCCGGAAGCAGUAUCAGCGAAGCUAGCAAGGACUCGUACGAAACCGUUGAAAAGCGAACAGGUGAUGCACCACCGCCGGUAAAAAUUAUCAUCACCGUAAACGAUAAAGGAACACCAUCGAAAAUGAAGCACAAGAAAAAGUUGGCUCACAGGAAAAAAUCUCCAGUAAGAUCUGAAAAUCCAGAAAACCAAGUAGCGGUCGAAUCGGAACCAAUCCAACCGAUCAUAAAGCCGCUCGCAACACGGAAAGAUGUGCUGGCCAAAAAGAAGGUAAUAGAAUUCUCGCCGGGCAGUUCGUCGACGACAUCGACCGUUUAUCGACCGCUUCCUCCGAAGAUCGGUAGUUUAAAGAUCCUUCAGCGGGAAGUUCCCGGUGCUGCGGCAAGCGAAACAAACAAACAAAACCUUCCCGAAGGUACGAAGGGUUCUUCCGGACCAAAGUAUCAUCUGUCGAAAAGUGAUGGCCGCAGAAAGGUGGGCAUUGCGAGUACAAAAGGCAUCCCAACGGGUGCGAAUUUGAACCCAAAUUUGCUCAAGUACAUUGUCCGAUUGCUCGGUAUGUCACGGCAAUCGAUUGACCAGCUUGGAGUGAGCUCGACGAGCGUUUCGACGCCAAACGAAUCGAUCGUGAACGUGAGCAGUAAUGCAGUUGGUGGUCAACCGGUGGUUGUUCAAGCUGCUCCCCUUGCCCCGAACGAAGAGGAAAUCGAGCGCGUCAAUCGGUUGAGGAAGUUUAUCGAUGAAAAUUAUAACUUUCUGCAAGAGAUCGACGAAACGCUACGACGAUCCGAUCAAUCAACGUUGGGUAGCAGUGAUCGGAGUGGUGUUUCAGCUGCGAACGAUGGCAGUUUGAUGAACGAACCGUCGGAUGAUGCUGAAGUAAGCCGUGUGGAAGGGAUAUGGAUGGAAACGUUACGGCGCAGAGAACGAGUGAUGCAGAAACAGCAAAGGAAAGUGCCGGUGGGUACCGACGUGCUGCCAUCAAUGGGAAAAACGGGUAAAAAGCAGCAUGAUAAACGGAAAACUGUAGAUAGGGAGAGUCAACCGACCCAACCUACUUCUGGCGAGCCAUUGCCCUAUGGUACAAUUGAAGCAGGUUCACAAGAGCCAACGGCCCCGCCGCCACAACUACCAAAACCGACAGUGAAGGAAGGAUCCUUAAAAUCCAUUCUAAAAUCUCCCAAACGAGACGCAUCGUCGAAAGUGGCAAAAAUCAUUACACCCCAUGGUCAUGUGGAGGUUAUCAAUCUGAGCGAUCGAGAAGAGCAAGAAGUGCUUGAACGUUAUUCCCAACUCACGGAACAAUGCAGCCAACGCAUAACGGAAUUGUCCCAGAUGAUUAAUCAGGUGCGUGAAGAGAAGCGGCGCCUAAUCGAGGACAGUCUCUCAUCCCUAGAGCAGCAAGAAUCGACUAAAUAUAUGGAUUUGCCACCAGCGAUCAGCUCUGGCGCUGCACAACCACCAUCGCAGACAGCAAAGAAUCCGUCAGACGUAGUGUCCUCACCGCCGGGACCAUCCGCUCCCAGUGGAGUGCCGAUCGGAGAUGAUCCGGUGAGCGAAGAGAUUGAUAACAUCUUCUCCUCCAAACAGAUCGGACUCAGCAAAGACAGUGGUAUUGCAAUGUCCCGUCCACUGACCGCGUCUGAUAUACGCGAAAGUCCCUCCGAGGAAGGUAGCCAGGGCAAGGAACCACUUCCAUUCGAACCGUUCCUGAAGGAUAUUCCCAAACCGCAAACGCAUCCGUCUUCCUCGGUGGAGGUUGGCUUAGCACCAAAAAUGGUGUUCGUUGGUAGUGGUGCUUUACGUCGCAGCACUCCCCCGGUUGCCAUUGCGCGAUUUAGUCCACAGCUACCGGAUGAGCUGCCCAUGCACGAACUGUCUACGAUUCCCGAAGUGGAAACACCGGCACCGGCAGUAGUUAACGGUAGCAAAGUGAACGAUCUUUCGACGGUAUCAGUUACGGCCGUAGAUCAUGCAAACACUGAUGAGGUACUGGCUGAAGCACGCAAUCGGUUGCUGCUGAAUGAACCGUCGAUCCCAGACAUUGGAUACGACCAGUUCCCGAACUACGAGGAGUAUGUGCGAAGUACAACAACCGGUCCGUCGACAGGAACAGCAUCGUUCGUGCGUAUUGACCUAGAACAAACAGUCGAACCAGUGGAAAAGUCGGCGUUAGGGUUAGAUAUGACGGAAGAUCGUGAACCGGAUAGGUUAGCGUACAGGAAAUUCCCUGGUCCAGCACCAACGUUUGAUAUCACGGAAGAAGGCGAAGCAACGCUACGAUCAGUUGCAUCCGGAAGCACUGCAAACAAAUCAGGUUCUGACGCAUCGCUCCCUGAUGUGGUGGCUGAACUGAAAAAGUUAAACAUUAUCGUUAAACCGUUCAACAACUCACUGGACAAUUCGAAUCGUUCGACCCCUCUCUCUGAAACGCAAGAUGCGCCACCGACAGCGAAUGAACAGCAGCAGCAAAGACCUACGCGACAGACAGCGCAAUCUCGUAAUGGUGCCGACCGGCAAGAGACCCCAUCCGUUCUUCAACAAUUGUCCGAAUCAUUCAGGCGUGAUCUAGAGAACGCCGGAUUUCACUGGGCAUCGCCUGUGCUGAAGCGAUCGCAACUCGAACAGCAUUCGAGCGGUUCGUCACCCAACUCGCUAGCGGCAGAAGCAAAAAUUGUCGGUCCGAACGAUGAAACGGUCGAAAAUGAAGCCGAUGGGAUGGGUAAACCGCCGAGUCUUGCGGAAUUUAUAACACGCGAACUGAUGGUACGCACCCAGUCCGAUCUACAGUCGCUUUCCUCGGUUUCUUCGAGUUCGCACGGUUCACACAGCACGUUGUUACGUUCGCUGCUGAACAUUAGCCGGCUGGACAAUAGCAAUUCCAACUCGAGUCCAAUCCGGGAACUUUUAAUGCAUACGCCAACGGAUGGAAAAAGCGUACAGCGCACAUCCACACCGGUGGCUAGCAAAUCGACCGCUAGUGGCAAUAGCUUGAGAAUGGGUGGAGAUGGAAAUACGGAUACCGCAGUGACGAACCGUACCGAGACAGGAUUAUUCUCGGGAGAAUCUCGCCUAUCGUCGGUACACUGGAGUUCCUCUUCGGGAAACUCAUCGGACAGGCAGGAACCACCGCCGCACCGGCUAACGGUGCCGGAUGUUCGAUUAGAAAGACAAUCCACCACAGAAAAAGGACAUCCAUGAAUUACGUGGCGUUGGUGUGAACACAUAAUCGUUAGAAAAUGCAUAGAUGUACACCACAAAAUAUGUUUUUCUAUAGCAUUUAGCGUGAAGCAGAACUGUUAUAAAAUACUAGCUGAAUAUGUUUUUUUUAAAUUAUUUAAGUGGUUCAUUGUGUUAUGGUUAAAAUGCAUUUUUUACGUUUUAAAUUUGACGAAUGAUUAGGAGCGUUAGGGGAUAAAAUUGUAAUCGUUUUUAAGUAUAGAUGUGAUAAAAGAAAUCUUUGUAAACAAUAAACAAUAGCGGAUGCACGUUAAUA
Anopheles funestus (African malaria mosquito) is the source of this 6422-nucleotide messenger RNA. RefSeq lists its product as uncharacterized. The record is from RefSeq and is a predicted model, not a curated record. NCBI's taxonomy places the organism in Eukaryota, Metazoa, Arthropoda, Insecta, Diptera, Culicidae. The transcript is spliced from 5 exons. The coding region runs from base 698 to 6127 and encodes 1809 amino acids.